Messenger RNA from Alternaria viburni, 1254 nucleotides. RefSeq lists its product as uncharacterized. The transcript is spliced from 5 exons. The record is from RefSeq and is a predicted model, not a curated record. The coding region runs from base 1 to 1254 and encodes 417 amino acids. NCBI's taxonomy places the organism in Eukaryota, Fungi, Ascomycota, Dothideomycetes, Pleosporales, Pleosporaceae.
AUGGCCGGAAAUGGUGCGCCAGCCAGCGCGCCUUCAAGAUUGCUAUCCGCAGCUCCAACGGUGAAACACGGGAUCAAUAUCAAGUACCCGGUCGCCAUGCAGGCAUACGACCCCCAGGACAUGUUCUUUGCGAAAUCUUCCAUCAAGUCCUGGACAAAAGAAGAGUCGGCGAAAGAAUAUGACAGGCUGGCAGGAGCGUAUAUGGCUUUGAGUCAUGAACACAUCUCCAUCCUUGUCGAUCAAGACAGCAAGGAGAAGAAUGCACGCCGCCAAGUAGUCGACUCGCGCCGAUCCCUCGCAAACGGAGCGCAGAUGUUGCUUUGGAACUCCGAAGCAGCGUUCCAAGCAUCGAAGGCGAUUGCCGGAAGGAUAUGUCAACCAUCCACUUGGACUGACCCGCAAACACAGACUCAGUACACCGGGAAAGCACCAGGAUCAUUCACCCCACAAGAAGCACAGCAUAUCCUCAAUCAGUACAAGAACGACUGUAUCAACGACUUGAAAGGCGCCACACUGGCGGCUACCGGCGCGAACCUCGAAGAAUUCUGCAUCGACGAAACCGUCGUUACGCAGGCGUACGAUCUACCUGGCGAUAGAUCGUGGUUUGAGAAGAUCAGUGACAACUGGAAGGACGCUGCCAGAGAUGUACUGGUGGACAGCAGCAUGACUCUCGGCAUCAUCGAGGAAGCCCCACCCCGGCGCCAAAAUGUUAUGUUCGACCCACUGAUGGCGCGCGACAACCUUUUCGAUGCGGCGCAAUCCGACUUCCCUUUGACCGAUCCGAUGAGCGAGUCCUUGACCGAACCGGCGCGCGAUCAGGUCAUUCCAGCGCCUAAAGAUGAGAAGAAGAAGAGGAAAUUGGGUCCCGAAGUUGCCGAAACAGAGCUGAAGAGAAGGAUUGAAAGGGCCGACACGUAUUGGGUGUUGGACGUUACAACUGAGGAUAUACAACGCACACUAAGCUUCGCCACCGGCCGCUCCCAUUUCACACAAUACAACAUCAUCUAUCCGCCGGAUGCGAAACCACUCGAUGAUGAUCCCUCCGUCGCCGCCUGGACAAAAAAGCUGGCCACGGAUUGCUUUAUCCCAAGAUCGAGCGUCGUCAUGAACAUGGCUAUGAACAGUAUGAUCAAAGAGGAGGGCGAUGUCUACAAGCAGGACAAGAACAAAGAGGGUGAGUGGACGGAUGGCGCCAAAGUUGGAUUGAAUGUCGCCAAAUAUACCGAGGACUUUAUGGGCUUGACCUCAGCAUAG